UCGUCUUCAACGGCGACGAUUUCCCUCCUCCACCUCCACACACGCUCAGCGAGCGCGCGCAAGGAGCCUAGAACAAGCCAGCUCGCCUCGCCUCGCCCUCGCGCUCGCGCUCCGGAGCAUGGGCGCCAAGGGGGUGGCGACGGCGGCGGGCACGGCGGUGCUGGUGUACCUCGUGCUGUCGGGGCGGCUGUGCGGUGACGCCGCCGGCGGCGGCGAGGGGCAGACGAUAUCGUCCGCGGUGUCCGCGGCGGUGGAGGCGCGGAGGCGGAGGAAGGAGGCGGCGCGGGCGAGGCGGGAGCAGCGGAGGGAGGCGCGGGCGCGGCGGUGGCCCGAGCGCGCGCCGGGCGGGUGGGGGGAGGCCGCCGCCGUGGCCGCCCGCACCGUGCGGUACACCUACGGCGAGACGCUCGGCAAGUGGCCCCUCGGGGAGAUCGCCUUCGGGAUCAAGUACUACAUGCGGCAGCAGGGCAAUCUUCAGCAUGAGUAUGCUGGAAGCAAUUCUCAACUAUUGGAAGGGCCAGAGGUAAAGGAGGAGCUGAUCUCACUACUAGGAUAUCUCAAGCUGUGCAUGUAUUUCUCAAAGAAGCCAUACAAAGUGUUUAUGGAGUUUGGUGAAUAUGACGAAAGCGAUGUUCUUAUAAAGAAAUCUAAGGCGAGGCUUAUGAAGCCUUCUUUCACAGUUGUCCGCGAUAGAAGUGCCAAAUGCUUUUUCCUUUUUAUUCGGGGGGCUAUCAGUGUUAAGGAUCGGCUGACUGCAGCAACUGGAGCAGAGGUUCCAUUUCAUCAUGUUGUGGCACAAGAUGGAUGUGUCUCCAAGUUGGUGCUGGGACAUGCACAUUGUGGAAUGGUAGUGGCAGCUCGUUGGAUUGCAAAGCAGGCCAUUCCUUGCCUAAGUGAAGCCAUUGCGCAAUUCCCAGAAUAUGGAGUGAAGAUCAUUGGCCAUUCAAUGGGUGCUGGUAUCGCAGCGAUAUUGACAUACAUUCUACGUGAGAAUGAGAAGUUAUCAUCAUCCACAUGUAUUGCGUUUGGACCAGCUGCUUGCAUGACAUGGGACUUGGCUGAAUCGGGUAAAGACUUCAUCACGACCAUUGUCAACAGAAAUGACCUAGUGCCAUCUUUUGGCAAAGUAUCUGCUGCCAAGCUCCGUACAGAGGUCAUGGCAUCAUCAUGGGUACAUGACCUUCGUGAACAAAUUCAACAGACUAGAUUCUUGGGAUUUGUCAAUCGCUCCGUGAGCUUCAUCCGAUCACACACGCCCUUCGUAUCUGAUCCAAGAUCCAAGGUUGUAGAUGUUGACAUGCUGGUGCCUAACAACUCUGAGGCCGAGGUGAAGACUUCAUCAAAUUCAGAUGCUGUGGUGAAGAAACGCCAUGCACUGGCUUGCUGGUCAUGUGUUGCUGCUGUACAGAAGCAGUCCACUGCGAAACAUGGUACUCAUGAUAUGACAAACCAAACUGAUGUUGAUGCCAAAGCUGAGAAAAUCGACAUCCAAGCAGCACAACUGGUCUCAAUUUCCAUGCAAGAACUUGACCUUCAAGAAUCAGAUAAUGAUGAUGAUGAUACAGACAGAGGGGGGAAAGCACCGGCUACGAACGAGACAGACGAAGAUCAAGCCAUGGAGCUUCUAGAAACCUUGACCGAACCAUCAUCUUCAAGCCAUUGUCAAGAGCCACGCCAGCUCUACCCUCCAGGAAGAAUAAUGCACAUGGUUGGGUUGCCAUGUUCAGAGCCAAACACAAGCGAGCAAGGUGGCCGGGAGGAGGCUGUUGCCCUGUAUGAGACACCUCGACAUCUUUACAGCAAGAUUCGCUUGGCGAGAUCGAUGAUAAGAGAACAUUACAUGCCCAAGUACAUCAGGACAAUGGAGCUGCUGAUCGAUAAGCUCAAUCUCGCCCAGGACAUCGACAGCGACCAACUGGGAUCAUUGUAGCAUUGACUGGUGUACAGAAUAAUUGUUGUUGUACAGAUUAUGGAAAGAAGAAAAAAGGCAGCAUGGGUUUUCAGAUUGCUAGUGGCUGUACCAUAGUUCUGGUUGUUUCAUUGUUUGUGGUGGUAGCGUCCAAGAUGAAGCUGUACAAUUAAUCCUGAUAGACUCUGUUGUUGUUGUUGAUUUGCUGUCAUUUCCUUUUGACAGCCAUCACCAGGAAGGGCUAAAGAGCUGAGCCUCGUGAUGAUUUCUGUAAUCCAGAAGCCAAUUUGUCUGUUUUUAGCUGUGAAUAUUAAUCUCAAAGUGAGAUAGGAUAACCCGUCAUCUCUCUCUGACAUGCAUAUGCAUAUUAGCUUUCAUUUUUUCUUUUAGAAUGUACAUUCAAUUCAAAUCUGGAGCCGUAUCAUAUUUUCUUAAUUAUGUCAU
Molecule: messenger RNA, 2353 nt
Organism: Oryza brachyantha (malo sina)
Lineage: Eukaryota; Viridiplantae; Streptophyta; Magnoliopsida; Poales; Poaceae
Exons: 7
Coding region: 119-1930 (603 amino acids)
Biological process (GO): lipid catabolic process
Source: RefSeq, a predicted model, not a curated record